AUGGAUGACCAGUGUGCAGUCGACACAGACAGAACACUCAAAGAUCCCUGCGACAUAGAAUGGGAGUAUUCUCCAACACAAAAACUUUGUGUGAUACCUCUCAUUGCUCCUUCAUUACCAUCACCAGCAGUGCCUGGCCCUAGAUCUUCCAUCACAUUUGGUGCACAGCUGACACCAGCUAGUUUUGCUCCUGCACUGAAACAUCAAGCAGAUACCAAUAACUCGACUAAAUCUGCAAUAUGUACCAAGUCCAAGGCAAUUUCAAAAACCUCCUUGAGUGCUCGCCAGAAUGAGAAAGAUGCACCCAAUGCAAAGGUAGCACAGCCUCCAAAGCCAGUUGCAUUUGACCAUGUCAAAGCCAUGCAAGCUCAAAGUGUGGCCUUGUCAGACGCUGGAGGUGAAACAGAUGACAACAGUGAUGAUGAACCUAGGGAAAAAAAACGUAAAAAAGGUGAAGGUGCUGCAGACAUCAUGACUGUGUUCAAACCUGUGGAUGCUGAUGACUUAUCACAAGGAUACGAGUGUGAAAUAUGUGUGACAAAGAAGAACAAAAAUCUGAAGAAAUAUGCAAAGUUGCAGACUGUCUUUAAGGGCAACAACUCGACAAUGUGA
Molecule: messenger RNA, 612 nt
Organism: Suillus fuscotomentosus
Lineage: Eukaryota; Fungi; Basidiomycota; Agaricomycetes; Boletales; Suillaceae
Exons: 2
Coding region: 1-612 (203 amino acids)
Source: RefSeq, a predicted model, not a curated record